Messenger RNA from Lodderomyces orthopsilosis Co 90-125, 663 nucleotides. RefSeq lists its product as uncharacterized. The transcript has a single exon. Gene Ontology annotation, molecular function: calcium ion binding. Gene Ontology annotation, cellular component: extracellular exosome; endoplasmic reticulum-Golgi intermediate compartment. Bases 1 to 663 code for a protein of 220 amino acids. The record is from RefSeq and is a predicted model, not a curated record. Lineage: Eukaryota; Fungi; Ascomycota; Pichiomycetes; Serinales; Debaryomycetaceae.
AUGAAGUUCUUAUCAGCAAUAGUAUUUCUUGCGUGUGCAUUCACAGUCACUGCUCAUGGAGAUCAUUCUCAAAACGUACUAAAGGAAAAACCAUCACAUUUGAGAUGGCAAGAUUGGCACAUGUUGGAAGAACACAAUAUAGCCGAAUACGAUGCUCAAACGUUUUUUACCAUGCAUGAUUUAAAAGGGGCAGAUCAAUGGGAUAGAAGUGAUAUACUCAAUCUUUAUGGAAUUAAGCACGAGACCAUCAUUGGUGAUGGCUCAGGUGUGGGAGAGAAUUCUCGAGAAGUGACACCUGAAGUGCAAAACAUGGUUGUUGAGUCCAUUUUCAAAUUGUUUGAUACGGAUAAGAAUGGAGUUAUAAGCAAAGAUGAGUGGGUGUCAUUCCAUAACAAUGGAGGUGAGUUGCCUGAUUUUGGUUAUGGACAAGGCCAUCAUUUGGAUUUCGAAAGUGAAUAUGAAGAACAUCAUUGGAACCAGUACCACGCCAACGAUGAUCCAGAUACAAAGAUCAAGCACAAGGAAGAUAUUGAGCAUGAGUUGUUGCAUCAUAAACACGAAAUUGAAAAGACCCAUGAUCGUUCUUCAGAGUUGAGAGAGGUGACCGAAAACUUCUUAUCCAAGAUAAGAAUUGAGAAUUUAAAGCCAAAGUAUCGCAUUUAG